Molecule: messenger RNA, 2046 nt
Organism: Laccaria bicolor S238N-H82
Lineage: Eukaryota; Fungi; Basidiomycota; Agaricomycetes; Agaricales; Hydnangiaceae
Exons: 5
Coding region: 1-2046 (681 amino acids)
Source: RefSeq, a predicted model, not a curated record
AUGGACCUUCCAGCGGAAAUCCUUACGCAAAUCUUCGAUCUCGCAGCGGACGAAGAUGUUAUCUUUCAGUAUGGUCUGCCUACUGUCAUGGCCGAAUCUGCGUGGUUCAAGAACAUUGCAAAAGAUUGGACCCUUCGGUCUCCUGGUGACGCGUUGAACCUCAUACAAAGACGGAGUUACGCGACCAAGAAAGCCAUCAUACUGACAUGCAAACGCUGGCGCGCUCUCGGCUCGGAGUUUCUCUUCCGCUGCCUCUUCUUCAACAACCCCUCCAAACUCCUCGCCCUCUGUGCCAUCCUCGACUCUUCCGCGUCCUCCGCCACUACGCUCACCGCAUCUUUUGGGUGGUGGACUCGCCGUAUCCAUCUCUCGCGGUACUACGCCUCCGCAGCUAGUAAGACUACCCUUCUCGACCUCGAGAACGCGUUGGCGUCCAUUAUUCGCCACUGCCCGAACCUUGAAAUCUUCAUUGUCGAUUGGCCCAUGGGGGAGUCUUUUGGAGCAAUUGCGGAUGCACUAGCAACCUACCCCUGUCGACGGUCCCUUCGCACAGCGCAUUGGGCAGUGGGAAUCGACUCCGUAGCAAAAGUUAUCUGGGCACUCGACUGUCUCCCCUACGUCGUCGCGUUACACGUCGAAUUCCAGGCGCCCCCAGGAACAGAAGACUAUGACCUCUCAACUCCCCUCCUAGGGUCCGCAUCAGGCCUCCGCCUCUCCCUCCCCCGCCUCCAACAACUCUCUCUACACGGGCACGCCCAAGAAUUCAUAGACCAAGCAACCUCAUGGUCCCUCCCCUCCUUACGCUCUUUCUCUCUAACAACUACAACAACAGGCACCCCCCUCCCCGACAUCCCUCUCUUCCUAACUUAUCAUGGUUCCAACCUGCUCUUCCUAGACCUCAACACCCUCUCCAUGCUGGACCUCCCCACCAUCCUCGACCUCUGCCCAUCCCUCGACACGUUGACUUUCAACCCAGACUGGCGUCUCCGACCUCCAGCAGAACCAGACGGCUCCUCACACAUCGUUAACCGCCCUCACCCUGGUAUAACAACCAUCGGCCUACACGGGCUCUUAUAUGCAUUCGGGGUAGGCUACGCAGCGGAAUACGCUUCCGCCGAUCCCCUCCGCGCACAAAUCAUAAGACGCUCAAACGACAUGAACGUCUCCGCCCUCACUCUCCACAAUUUUCCCUCUUUGAAACGUGUCAGAGCACUGGGUAGAGGGAUGUUAUUGGACCUGAACAAAGCCGACGGGCCGAAUAGCGCAGAGGACGGCGGGGGAGGGUUCGACAGAUGGAGUAGGUGGUGGGGGAUGUGUGUUAAUGCUGGUGUUAGGCUGGAGGAUUGUACGGGGGGAUUGUUGGGCGUGUUACCGGAGGUUGAGCGGGAUGAAAGUGAUAGCGAGGGGGGCGAGGACAGCGACGAAGAGGAGGACAGUGACGAAAAGGAUGAUAGUGAUGAAGAAGAGGACGAAUGGAGUAUUGAGAUCCCACCUAUGCCUGAAGAGCCGAACGAUCGAACGGCGGAGCUUAGGCAGUUGCUGGAGGAGUGUAGAGCUAUGAGUGAGGGGAGGGAAGAGUCGAUGUUUGGGCCUAUGAUGGGCAUGGGCAUGGGUGGGAUGGGUAUGAUGGGUAUGGGUAUGGGGCCGAUGGGUAUGAUGGGUAUGGGACCAAUGGGUAUGAUGGGUAUGGGGGGAAUGGGUAUGGGUAUGAGUAAUGCAAAUGGAGGAAUCGACGUCGCGUUGGCCGCGAUGCGGGUCGCUGCUGGGCGGCAUAUCGAUACCUCGCUGCGCAGGAGCUCACGUUCACCCCACGUAAAACGCUUUCUUGCCUACGACUUCGAUUCGAACGAGGAUCGACACCACACAAAACGCAUUUCUUAUGUCCUCGAAAUCGCGCAGUCGCGUUACCUUAACGCCAUCGUUCAUCAGGCCUCAGGCCUCAGCGAGCUCCAAGAUAUCCCACAUAAAUUACAUGGAGGUUUAAACGUUCAUGACCUGGCCUCGGCUGAGUCGGCUCAAACGAGCAACUCGAACAUGAUCUUUUGA